Molecule: messenger RNA, 16332 nt
Organism: Mustela lutreola (European mink)
Lineage: Eukaryota; Metazoa; Chordata; Mammalia; Carnivora; Mustelidae
Gene: FAM114A1
Product: family with sequence similarity 114 member A1
Exons: 17
Coding region: 370-2082 (570 amino acids)
Source: RefSeq, a predicted model, not a curated record
CCAACACCCUAAGCUGGUACCACCUGGCUUCACGCCCCGGGCCGAGUCUAACCCAGGCUCCCCAGGCCCCACCCGCUCGCCCACUCUCUCCUCUUCCGCGCUGGAAUCUGGUGACUAUUUCCAGCGGUCUCCGUCCAGGCGCCUGAACUUCACUGCUCUUUCCUGGAUUCUGUAAACAUCGGAGGGUCAGAACCCAAGCUCAGUGCUCCGUUGGUCACAGUCCUGGAGGAGGAGGAAAUGACACACAGACAGAUCCGCCUUACAGAUGCUGUAGAAGUCCGUGCAGAGUGUCACACAGAGCAUGGAGUUCUGGAGGUCAGCCAUCCAAAACCAGCUUCACCAAGCUAACGUCAAGGUGUUGGUAUUAAAAUGUCUGACGACGCCAGUGACACCUCAGCCACUGGAGACAAAGCAGAAAUUGCCAAGAUGCCUGAAGAGAGUGAAUUUUCACCCAAAGACACAGAAGCCCCCUGUGAUUCAGCUGUGAUUUCAAACGAGCCGACAGCAGCUGAUGCCAGAGGCGAUGGGCAUGAAAAUGCCACUGUCCAGGGUGCAGAGACCACUGACUCUGGGCACCCUGAGUGGCCCCAACACAGCAGUGUCAUGGAGUCCCCGCUCAAUGGAGAAGUGACUGAUGAUACGCUUGUUGAAUGCACUGACCCUGUGAGCCUCGAGGCAGAGCUCGGAUCGGAAAUACCCCUGAAAGAACAAAUUAAUCAGGCUGUGGAUUCACCUUCCCGUGGAGGAGGAUGGGCAGGCUGGGGCUCCUGGGGCAAAUCUCUGCUCUCAUCAGCAUCUGCUACAGUAGGUCAUGGAUUGACAGCAGUCAAGGAAAAGGCAGGGGCCACCCUGCGGAUUCAUAGUGUCAAUUCCAGCUCUCCGGAAGGGGCCCAAGCUGGUGCUGAAAAUGGAGUCCCUCAGAGUGUGGCCACAGAUCAGAGCCCUGCAGAAAGCCCACCCACUUCUCCUGCAUCCGGGUCUCGGGGCAUGCUGUCAGCCAUCACCCAUGUGGUUCAAAACACAGGUAAAAGUGUCUUAACGGGCGGUCUUGAUGCUUUGGAAUUCAUCGGUAAGAAAACCAUGACUGUCCUCGCAGAGAGUGACCCAGGCUUUAAGCGGACCAAGACGCUCAUGGAGAGAACCGUUUCCUUAUCGCAGAUGUUAAGGGAAGCCAAGGAGAAAGAGAAGGAGAGACUGGCCCAGCAGUUGACAGCCGAGAGGACUGCCCACUAUGGGAUGCUGUUUGAUGAGUAUCAAGGUUUGUCACACCUGGAAGCUCUGGAAAUUCUCUCCAACGAAAGUGAAAGCAAGGUUCAGUCAUUUUUAGCAUCCCUUGAUGGAGAGAAGCUGGAACUCUUAAAAAACGACCUGAUUUCCAUUAAAGACAUCUUUGCAGCCAAAGAAUUAGAGAGUGAAGAGAGUCAAGAAGAACAAGCCUCAGAGGAAAAGGGAGAAGAAUUUGCUAGCACGCUUACAGAACUUCUCUUUGAAUUACACGUCGCAGCCACGCCUGACAAGCUCAAUAAGGCCAUGAAGAAAGCACAUGACUGGGUAGAAGAAGAUGAGGCUACGGUGUCCAUAAAUAUGGCGGAACCGUCGGAGGAGAACACUGGAGAGGAAGAGACGGAAGAGAAACCAGAAAAUCCUGAAGAAGACAAAAAGGAAGAAAGGAGAACUAAGACAGUUGAGGAAGUGUAUAUGCUGUCCAUCGAAAGUCUGGCAGAAGUAACAGCACGCUGUAUCGAGCAGCUUCAUAAAGUAGCAGAAUUAAUUCUUCAUGGGCAAGAAGAGGAAAAACCAGCUCAGGACCAAGCAAGAGUUCUGAUAAAAUUAACUACUGCAAUGUGUAAAGAAGUGGCCUCCUUAUCAAAGAAGUUUAUGAAUUUUUUAACCACUGUUGGGAGCGACAAGAAGGCCGAGGUCCUUAACCCCAUGAUCAAUAGCGUCUUGUUAGAGGGCUGCAACAGCACCACGUACAUCCAGGAUGCCCUCCAGCUGCUGCUGCCCGUGCUGCAGGUCUCACACAUCCAGACGGCUGGCUCAGAAGCACAGCCAGGACCUGGCCAGACUCCAUCCAGUUAAAGAGGUGGGCAGGCCACAUGGCUUCGAGAUGUACCAGAUGUUUUCUCCACAUCUGGCCCCAGAUGCCCCUUGGAGGACUCCAGGAGCAAUUUUGCACGGACAGUAUGGAGAAUGCAAGUUGAAAGAAAGCAUCCUGUCUCUUACUGUAUAUGGUGGUUUUACAAGUAAUUGUGUUUUCUUUACGUUAAUUUAAAUUUACAUGGCUUUAUAUUGAUGCCCUUCAUUUGAAGUUCAUUCACCAGUAUUCAUUUCCGUUUUCCUGACCAAGCAUGCUAUAUUGAGAAAUUCACAGGUAGAUCCUAGACUUUUUUUUUAAUCCUUUAAUUUCCCACCUUUAACUUCCCGUUCUUUAUAGUAUUACUUUAAAUCAGUUCUUAUACUGAACUUAGUUUUGUUAUAUAAAUAUCAUAGGUAAAGAUAACACUAUUUACAGAUAUUACCUAUUAUGGUAAAAGAGAAACAAGUAUCUCUUUAAAGUAACUCAUUCUGAAAACAAGCUUUCAUUGAGCUCUACUGUGUGCUCACAAUAGGAAUAUGAUCUCAACCCAGUAAAGACAGACAUUCUGAGCAAUCUGUAUAUCCAACGUGGGGCUCAAACUCACAACCCUGAAAUCAAGAGUUACAUGCUCUACCAACUGAGCCAGCCAGAUGCCCUCAGAAGAUACUCUAAAAGAGGGUUUAUAAUAAUUCUUAAAAUGCUUAAAAAUACUAACAGAUUUUCUAAACCUUAAAAAAUUUGAAGAGUGAGGUAAUUUUUUUAAUGUUCUGCCCUUCGAUGUAUUAUUGUAUUUUUCCACACUCCUUGGACUUGUUGACCCCAAACUUGAUAUAUGGGGUGAAAAUAUAUUGGGGUACUUGGGUGGCUCAGUGGGUUAAGCUUCUGCCUUCGGCUUAGGGCCCUUGGAUCGAGUCCCACAUUGGGCUCUCUGCUAAGCAGGGAGCCUGCUUCCCCCUCUCUCUGUGCCUGCCUCUCUGCCUACUUGUGAUCUCUCUCUGUCAGAUAAAUAAAUAAAAUCUUAAAAAAAAAAAAGGAAAGAAAAUAUAUAUGAAAAGGGGGUGCUAGAGCAUAUUCAGUUUAAACUUGACUCAUUAUGACUAAGUACAUGAUGGUGUAAUUACAAAGCCUGGAAACAUUCAAAUAGAAAAUUAGAGGGAUCUCAACUCAGCAGACCCCCAAACUGUAUUUUUCAAUCUGAAGCAAGAUAGUCUGUAAAUACACAGACCACACUCAGCAAUGGUCAAUACCAUUAUUGUUUCUAAAAGGCAGAAAAUACUGAUAUGUGGGUUGACCGACUGGUAUACUGAUCCACGAGACCCCGCAGCCAAGAGAGACACUGUCAGUGGGUGCUUCUCCUGAGCUCGCCAAGUUCAUUCCUUCCUUCCAGGUGGGGGUUCAUAUAUGGCUCCCAUUUCAGACCCCUGUCAGCAUCCCUACAGCCCUCAUCACAAGAUGGCGCCCCACAUGGCUCUUUCCAAGUAAAGGAAGCUUGCACUUUCACAAGGGUAAAAAUCCUUCAUUGAUAUUUGCUUUUAUCCCCCUCAUGGAGUAGACUGCCUUUGUCCCAUACAGGCGAAGUGGGACUAUUUUAAUAUUAUCCUAUGUCUUGUUAGUCUUUGAUUCAUUUGCAUCCUGUAUUUCAUUAUUUCAUUUGUGUAUCUCCUAAAACAGCCCAGCCAAAGAGAAAACAUAAGAACAAUGAUUUACAAUCCAGAAAGGAACUCUCUGAGGAAUCCAUUAAAGUUGCUUUUUUCUUUUCUUGUUUUUUUUUUUUUUUUUUUUGUUCCUUCCUGCUUCUCAAUAAUGUGAAAUGUUUCUGACAUUAAGUCUAGGGAACAAUUAACUGAUGAAAAUGUUAACAUUUACCUCUUCGUAAAUUCUGGACAUACUAUGUCUAGAGCAGAGGAAAGGACUUAGAUUUACAAUUUCUUCACAUCAGAUUUUUUAGCAUCAAAUGGAUUUAUAGAUAUUAACUGGAAAUGUAAUAGGAAUGAAUAGUUUCAAAGGAGCUGGAUUUCCAGAAAUAGACUUUAAGCCCAACUGCACCCAUUUAGUUUAUAGCAACAUUUUUAAUCCUAAAAUGAAAUAGGAAUCCCUAGAAGAAUAAGAGAUAAUUAUCCUUUAAAAAUGUAGUUGGCCUUAUUUACAUUGCAUUUACAUAUGUUUUAAUGAUAGACUAGGAAAGAUGGCCAGGUAGAAACGUUGGCUGAGAGAUGAUUCCUGGGGCCUCACUCAGUGGCCUGUGGAUUACAUUAUUUAAGAGAGAAUAAUCACUUAAAAUAUAUCCACCCUCCAGGAUUGCUCUCUUUCAAAGCCGGUUUUCAUGUUCCCUUUUAAAUAAUUGCUUCUUUGCUUUGCUUUAAAACCUAGCAAAGCCCACGAUCCCGAUAUGGGCAAAUGUCAAUCACUUACUGAAUGAAUGAUUUAGCAGGCUUACUUUGGAAGUUUUGUAUUCCUUCAAUAAUCCUUUACAUAAAUUGGGUUCAUUCUACUCUAUGCAAUUACCCUGAACAAGUGUACCAGCUUUUUUUUCUUACAUCAAGUGCAAAAUAAGUUCUAGUCUAAAUAAUGGAUAUGGUCCUGUGUCUGUGCCUUAUUAAAUAAAAAAACAUCAAAAGUGUAUUUCCAAUUCAAAGCAAAAUGCGUCCCAGAAAAAUUGCUUUGGGGCAUUGAUACAUACAGCUCUAAACGGUAAAAUGGAGUCCCAAAUCUUAAAGCAGAGGCCUAAGCUUAAAUAGUCUAUCCCACUGAGAACAGAAUUCUGUCUUCUCUCCGGGUCUCACACUGGGCUGCACGUCAAGGUCAUGAGUAGUGGGACCAGGUGACAGGAGCCUUGGCAACACCAGCUAAGGAACCAUGGACCCCAGCAGCAGAGCUCAAAGGGGAUGGAGAAGCAUCAGCUUUGGGUGGGCUAAAGAAAAGGGCUAAGAUAAGGGUAGGAGAUGGAAUGCAGAAAUGAGAGCGUUUUCUAGGCUUUGCAGAAGUCAGCUGACCCAGGAGCUCACCCAUGGGGAAGUCAGCCUUCACAUGCUGGCCAAGCUGCAUUAAGUUAGAUACCAAAGUGGGCAGAUUUCAAUCAAAGCCAUCCCAGAGGUCUUGGAAUUAUGUCUUAGGGAAGUAAUUUAGCAAAAAUGUAAAAUAAAUAUACUUCUGUUCUUUCCUAAAAAUAUGUAUAUAUAAUAUAUAUAGAGAGAGAUGACAGAUGGAUAGAUAGAUGAUAGAUAGACAGACAGAUGGAUAGACAGAUAGAUGAUAAAGUAUGCUGAACAGAUGGACUGGGUCAUAAUACAUGAUUUCAAUCCACGUUUCAUUUUACAAGAGCGAUUUUUCUUUAGCAUCAAGCUAAUUUUUGUAAUGUGAAAAGUGCCCUUUGAUCUUCCUUUUAAGCAUGCCCUACAUUCUGAUAACUCAGAUCCAGGCUUCACUUUGGUUUCUUAAAUGACUGUGUUUGUGAAGGCACAUCAGAAGAGAUCAUACUGAAAAUCUGUUUCACAACUGCCAUUUUGCCUUGUUUUUCUGGUUGAUUAGAAUUCAAAAAGCCAUAGGAGUGGAUCCAGACCAGUCACCCUUCCUUCACAUGAAAAGAAAAAAAAAAAAUCACGUGGUUCACCAUUUGUUUUGUUCUUCUAGAUAUCUUAUAACUCAUUCAGGUUCGUGCUCAUUUUCUCUAUGUUCGCCCAUCAUCAAUCCCGAGGAGCCAUAUCUGCUAUUAAACAAAUCUGAGGAAAAGACAUCAUUCUGUUCCUUCUGUGUUUGCUUGGAUCUGAAAAUAAUGAGUUAUCCCAUCCUUUGAGCAUCUUACCUUUAGCAAAUGACUAAAUCAUUACAACCCAAUGGUAAGAAGCGCGUUGAUGGUGUUUCUGAUGUUUCUUGCAUCUGGGGUCAUCAUCAGCGGGGUCCGGAAGAUGAUUACAGUUAGAAUUUUGCGUUGGGAUUUAAACCCCAUUUCCCUGUGCGUGGAUCAGAGAAGAUUUUCCUCUGCAUGAGUUGUCAGCCAAAAAGCAAUGGGAUUAUGUCUGCCUGUGGUCACUGCUGACUCACUUGACAGGCCUGUCUCUUCUAUUAGUCUCAGGGGAAUGCUAGACCACGAAAGAAUGAUAUGUACAUUUUUUAUAUGCCUUCCCUGAGAGCAGAAUUUAGGGUGAUUUGGAGAUGAUCUGUCUCCCUGCCCUGGGUUUCACCACGGGGCUCCUGGAGCUGCCUUUUGGAGGAAAAAGCCGGCAGAGACGCCAAGGCCAGAUGGAUGGAACCUUGGCAAAAAGCAAAGCUAAGCCUCUGCUUUUGAGUCCUUGCCAUCUUAUCCUUUUUCUCUCUCAGGAUUUUUUUUUUUUUUUUUUUUUUUUUGGACAGCUAGUAAUUGCCUCUCUUUCAGGAUCAGACUUUACAUUCCUGCUUCUCCUCUCCAUAGCUUUUCUUCCGUUCCCCCCUUUUUUUUCCCGAUCAUACUACCCUUUCCCCGGUAUCUCCUCAGAAAACAAUCCAUCCAGAAGAUUUCAAUAAUAAUAAUUAAUAUGUAUUUACUAUGUACCAGACACUGUGCUGAGUGUUUUAUAAACUUUGUCCCAGUUCAUGUCCAUAAUUACGCUAUUAGGUAGAUAUUAUUACAAUUUCCACCGCACAAAUGAGAACCCUGAGACCCAGAGAAAUGAUAUAAUUCAUCCAAUGUUACACAACUAGUGAAAUGAGCCAGGAUUCAAACCCGGGGCAGUCUGGCCUGACCAGCCAGCGUAUUUUAAAGUACGAUACACAGCCUCCAAACAAAAAAGAGACGUCAUGUGUUAUUCUUAGACAACUGAACACUUGUAUGUUUAGCUCUCUUUACACGGUGAGGUGGAUUUGUAGCUGAAAGAUUUGGUUGUCAGCUUUGGUUGUUUCCACACAACUGAGAACAAACUGGGACUAGAGAGACACGGAAUGAAGCCAUGCAAGGUCACCCCUGGAUUACGCUCACCCCAGGCUAGCCACAUCUUGUCAUCACAGACAUUUACAUCAAGCAGCUUCCUGGCUCUCAACCCAGCCUCCCGUCUCACAGGUGCCUUUGAUCACACCUAAAAUGGCUCCAUUUCCUCCUCCUGCCCUGCCCCCUUCCCUGGUGCCAGGGAAACCCAUUUGUAAAUCACCGCCCUUCCUGAAAAUCCUUAACCCUCUAGUCCCUGCCUGGAGCACAGGGAUCUUUUAAAAUAUUUUCCUUGCCUCUAGGCAGCCAUUUAGUUGAAUAUUCAGUACCAGGCAUUGUGAGUUACCAAUAAAUGUCUUCAAGAUGAACUAAAUAAUGCCUUCUUGUCUCUGACCUUGGUGCUGUUCCCUGUGAAACCCCAACAGUAAUGACGGUGGUGGUGGUGGCAUUCUUACUUAUUGAGAAAUCAUUAUUUUCCAAACACUGUACCCUCGUGACCUCAUUUAAUCCCCAAUGUCAAUCUUACAAGAUAGCUACUGUUAUCAUACCCAUUUUACAGGUGGUAAAAAUGAAGCUCAGGGAGAUUAAGUAAUCUCUAUGUUUAACCAAUGAAUAACUGGAAGACCUAGGAUUAAUGUCCAGGCAGUAUAUAAAAUACCAGACAGAGCCCACGGACAAGCAGAUUCCUGGUCAUAAAAAGGACAUUUUCCCUUGGGUUGAGUCCUCCUCCAGUUAAUACGUGGGCUCUCCUCUUCCUAUCUUGUGGCUUCAGGCAGAGAUAAAUUGUUCCACAAAUCUCCCUGUCAGAAGCCUAACCACAUUUUUCCUGCUGAUGCUUCUGAUCCCAAGAGAAGGGGGGCAACCUAUAAUCCCAUUCUCUCUCAUGUUGAAUGACCCAUUUCUCACUGAAAACAAUGAUUGCGUUUUUUGACACUUCUGCAGGAAAGCUCUAGUCUGCUAUCUUUGCAAAAAAAAAAAAAAAAAAAAAAAAAAAUCCCAUGGCUAGGAAAUGUGAUAAAGGACAAGAAACCAGAUGAUGAACUGCCUGGCAGAAAGACUUCGGCCAUUUCUGUCAGAAAGAAUUAUUUGGUCCUAGAGGGCAUCUCCGUCAGGGAUGUGUGGGAUACUUUUGUUUCUGGAAGAAUCACAGCUCCCCCCCUCACUUCUUCCAGGUCUUUAUUCAAAAGGCACCUUCUCGAUGAGGUCUCUCCAUGUCAAACAACAACUUUCCCAAUAUUUCAUAUUCCCUCUCCCUGCUGUUUUUUUCUCCUUAGGAUGUAUCACUAGCUAACAUCCUGUGUAUCUUACUUGUCUAUUAUCUGUCUCUUGCACUAGGAUGUAAAUUCCACAAGUCAGAGAUUUUUUUUUGUCUGUUACCAUGUGCUCAGCACCCAAUUCUGUUGCCAGGCGCAUAGUAGGUGAUCAGUAAUUAUUUGUCGAAUGAAAAAAUACAUCAAAGUAUUAAGUGUACAGUCUGUGAAUACUGAAUGAGUGGAUGGAAACAGCCAUAUUAUAGAGCAAUUAAUGAGAAAAUGUCUGGUUGAGUUAUAUUAUGAAAUGCUAACUACAGAAGUAAUUGUGUACAUUUUAAUGGUAUUUGAUGUUGUAAGACAAACAGAUAUGAUUUGGAGGCUGAGAAAUAUAGAAACAUAUUUUUCCAUUAGAAUGAAUGGAAUUACAUUUUUUACUUAGAAGAAUUGAUGAGCGAUUUUUCAAGACUCUUCAUCAAGCAGGGGUAGAUUGUGGUGAAAAAUUAAAACCGCCUAAGUAAGUACUAUAGGUAUACCAAUACUGUGGAAUAGUAUGCAACAGCUAAAAAGAAUACAAGGAAUGUGUCUUAGUCAUUUUGUGUUGGUGUAACAAUAUAGCAUAGACUUGGUGGCUUAAAGAAUAAACAUUUAUUUCUGCAGUUGUGGAGGUUUGGAAGUCCAAGAUCAAGGUGCUGGCAGAUCCAGUGUCUGGUGAGAGCUGGUAACAAGUUUGCAGAUGACUGUCUUCUCACUGCUCUCUUGCAUCUCUUCUUAUAAGCACAUUAAUCCCACUCAUGAAGGUUCCCCUCUUAUGACCCAGUUACCUCCCAAAGACCCUAUCUCCAGAUAUCAUCACACCAGGGGUUAGGCUGAAUUCUGGGGGGCGCAAAUAUUCAGUCCACAGCAGGAUGGAACAGAUCUCUGUACCAACAGAUCUCCAAAAUGUAUUAUUGAGUGAAAAAAAGAAAUUCACAGUAUGGUGGUACUUGUAGAAUGUUUAUCUAAAAUAACACAGGCAUACACACUCAAGAUACACUACACACACACACACACACACACACACACACUAUACCCCUAGAAGAAGAUCUAGAAAGAUACACAUAUAACUACCAAAAAUGCUAUGACCAGGGGUGGAAAGUGUUGUGAUAAGGUAGAGGAUUUGACAUAGUAAUCAAAGGGAACUCCAGUGUUAUUUGUAAUAAUUAAACAUUUUAAUAAUGAAAUUGUAUUAAUAGAUGACUUAUGUAACAAAAUUUUUAAAAAUCAAAACAAGAAGCAAGGUGCCUGGGUGGCUCAGUUGGUUAAGUGUUCAACUCUUACUUUUUGGGUCAGGUCAUGAUCUCAGGGUUGUGAGAUUGAGCACUGCAUCGGGCUCUAAACUGAGCACAGAGCCUGGUUGAGAUUCUCUCUCCCCCCCUCCCUCUGCCCCUCCCCAACUAAAGAAAAUUAAAACAAGAAGCAAAAGAAAAAUCCUUCUGAUCAAGGAGAUAAGGGAAGAGGGACCUAUCAGUGACUUAAAAUGUAAAAGACACAAAUUAUUUUUAAAUAGAAGCAUCAGAAGGGUGAAUGAGGGCCUCUUCGUGAUAUGGAUUUCUUCAGCAUCAAUAUUCCUAUAGGGUUCUAAGACAAGUCUGGUGACUAUAUGAAUCUCUUUUCGCUUUCCUCAGAGAAGCCCAAGUCAAGUAUUCCAAAUGCAUAGUUUGUAAAGACUGUGAUGAUGUAAACAGAAAAAUUUGUCAUUUCCAUCUCAUUGGAGAUGGACUCUAACUUUCUUAGCCAGAUAGUCUCUGUAAUCUUCCUACUAAACCCAAAUAGCUCUGAGAUACAUAAUGGCAACAGAAGCAAUUUCAGAAACUUCUGGAGGGAAACACUACACAAAUAAAUGAGUCUGUGGUUCAGAGUUAUUAGCUUGAUGCCCAAAUGCAUAUCAUAUUUGCGAGAAGCAGUUUACAAUCUGCUCUUCUUGACAAAUGUAGCACAAGGGGAUUUAAAUCCCUGCAUUUGCAAUUUCUGUCUCUCCUCCAAAUUUAUGGCAAAACUGUAGACACGAAUAAUGUGUCAGGGUUGAAUGAAUUGAGGUCUCUGCUCUCCUCCUACAGUUCCAUUUCACUCAAAGGAGAGUAAUAAACGGAAAACAGAGGAAGCUCUCAGUGGAUAACGAAUCUGAGUCCUAAUGACCUUCCUGACUACAAAAUGGAUUUGUAAUUUAUUUGGCAUUGCCCAAACUAUAUGGUGCCGGUAAUGAGGUGUGAAAACAUUUUGGCCACUUUGGGCCACAACUGUACAUUUUAAGCAUUUCCUCAACAAUUCAUGAAGGCUCAGAACUACCUUUCCCUAGCAAGGUAAAAAUUAUCCAUCAGUGGUAAUGAAAGGCUUGUUUCCACCCUGCCCUGGACAUUCAUUGCCUUCAUGGGGUUGUGAUUGAUUAUUAAGGAGUCUUGAUUGUCCUGCAGCCCCUGGGACCAUAGUAUGACCAUUUAUGUAAGAUAUGGGUGUUACGAGCCAAUGCUUGGUAUCCCACAUCUCUCUUUCCUUUAAAACCACUUGGUCUUUAGCAAGGAAUGUGAAGACUCACACUUACUCAAGCAACGUCAUGUGCAAAUUAGCAUGUUUGCUUGCUGAGUAGUACUGAGUCUGUCACCUGGCUGGUCAUCUCCACCUGCAUUUGCUGCGAAGGCAGCAGUUGGUCAGUCAUUGUUAGGUCGCGGAUAUCUAAAGAGAAUAAAACACAUCACAUGGGCUGAAAUUAGUUAGCUUAAUAAAGUCCUCCAUGUUUUGCAUCCAAAUGUUGCCCUUUUGCGUCUUUGAGGCAGUCAUUCUUUUUCUUAACCAGAGCUAAAACCAAAACAAAUCAUGAGAUAAAGAGAAUGUCUAUUGGUUUUCAGGGUAUAGGUGUAUAGGAAUGGUACAGGGUAUAGGAAUGAAGGGUAUACUUAUAUAAGUAUAAGUCUGGUGAGAGCUGGUAACAAGGGUAUAAGUAUAUCCUUCAUUCAUUCAAUCAUCCAUCCAUUCAUCUAUCUAUCCAGUAGGUCCACAACAUUUAUUGAUAAAAUAAAAUCAGGCUCAAUUUGAAAUUCACUCUGCCCUUCUCCCAUCCUAAAUUAGGUAAAUUAGUUUGAGCCAAGAAAUCCAGUAGGUAUAUCCUUGGUUUCUGUAAACAUUCACCUGUAUGCUAAUGCCACCCAAAUUUCUACCUGGAACCCUGACAUCACUCCUAAAUUCUAACCAGAAUUGCCUUCCUGCCAGACAUCUGUACAUCAGUAUUUGAAUAUACCACUAAAUGUAAUCUGAACACAUCCAAAUUGAAUCCAUCAUCUUACCUUCUCCUCCUACAUUCUCUGUUGGAUGCACAGUGUUACUUCUGCCAGCAGCCUAGCUGUCACCCUAGGCUGCUGCUUUUCUUUACCAUCAAUAUCAGAUCAGUUGCCAAGUGCUAUCACUUACUUCUUUGUAUAUCUCCCUCCACCUCAUUGCCUCAGUCUUGUUUCACUUUCUUCUUAUCCGUUCUAUGGACUAGUGUGAUAGAUAUUGAAGGGUAACAGAAUAUGGUGCCCCCGUAUAUGAUUGUAGGAGCUCAGGAUGUGCCACACCAAAAUAUGCUGCUUUGGUAUGUUGAUUAUUUUGAGCUAGGCACUUGAAAAAGAGUAAAUGCAGGGAAAGGUGUUCUCUGCACUCUCUUAUCUGCCUAAAAACAGAACCCCAAAAAGGAACUAACUUGUCAUAAAUCCCUUCCCCUGGAAUUUCAUCAACCAGAGAAUAUUGAUUCUUGUUACUGAAGAGACUAGAAGUGACAGACAGACUUCGUCACAACCUAUCAUACUUCCCAUCUGUUCUUCUCAGGGCCCACUCAUCUUUCCUAAAAAUCAUUUACUUUCCCCAAAGAGGCCUAUAUCACCUUCUCCUUUCCCUACUAACAUGGCAUAUAAGCCUGAAUUCGAAGCCACCUCUUCGAGUUACUCCUUUUCCCCUGGGUAUCUCUAAUGUUACAUACGGUUACAAAUUAAUAAACUUCCUUUUGUUUUUCUCUUGUUACUCUGACUUUUAUUACAAAAGUCUCAGCUAAGAACUCAGAAAGGUAGAGGGGAAAUUAUUUAUCCUCCUCCAUAACACCAACCUGAUGUCAGGACAGAUCCCAGCCCCCUCCAAGGAGGUGGUGUCAGUACGGACUCUCUGAGAGUGCAAGUCUGGUUAUUGCCCUGAUUAAAACCUUCACUGGCUGGCCUCAGCAUUCUGGAAAACAUCCAAACAAAAACCUUUACAGUCUGAUCCUUCGUUUUCCAGCACUUUAAUCAGUUCCUCACCAACUCAAGGGUCUAAUUCACAGAGAUUCUUGUGGGCAGCUCCUGGCACCAUGCCCUCUCUUACUUCUAUGUAGAGGCAAUUGAACAUAGCAACUAUAGCAACUGCCACUGUGCAUUGACUGGAGCCUAUGAAGGAUCCUCAUGGAUUGAAGUAUUGAACAGUACUGAUGACAUCAUAGAACAACGCAUUCCAAAAUCAGUAUAGCACCAUUAGCACAAAAGAAAAUGUCCUUUAAUGGAAUUGCUUUUUGCCUGAAUUUUUAAAAUUUGGCUGUAGUAUAACCCCAAAAGUGGGAUAAAACUCCAUAAAUCCUCCAGUGUCUCAGUCUUUUCUUACUGCAAUGACUCAAAAACUGGAAUUUAGGGAUAACUGAGAAGGGGAAAAAAAUUCCUGCAAAGUAUGUUCAACCAUUAAUAAGCGCCCCCCCCAAAACACACCCAGCUUUUUUCAGCUGCAGGAACUUCCCAAACCUUGUGCACUGGAACUCUCUAAAAGGGGAUUUAUGGUGCAGCUUUUCUCCAGGUUGGACAGGGAAGCCUUGUUCGGGAGCACCAGUUAACAGCACCCUGCAGUGGUGCUCCUCUGAUUGCAAUCUGUCCUCCCUCUAUUCCAAUAUCCUUUGCUAUAAUAAAUCAUCUUUCAGUUGUGCUGUAGCAUUUACCUGCUUAAUCUUUAAUUGGUUAAGCAGUUACAAGCUCAAAUUAUAUAGUAUGGAAAAUAUCACAAUAGAUCACAGUAUUGUCAAUUUCCCCUGCAAACUCUGACAUUCCGAAGCUUAACAAAGCCCAUCUCUGUCACACAUUAAUUACCGCAAUGUCCUUGAAAUAGAGAAUAGCAUAGUUAUUACUAUUUGCAAAGAAAGCAUACUUCUAUCUCCUGCAUGUCAGCCUGUGUGUGUGUGUGUGUGUGUGUGUGUGUGUGUGAAAAACAUGUAGAUCUUAAAGUAGGGCCCCUUUUCUGUCCAUCAUUACCCAAGUGCCUUUAUAUGUUUUCCUUCCACCCUGGCCAACUUAUCCUUCUCCAGGAAGUCUUCCCUCACUUCUGUCUUCCUUCUUCAUUUACGUGCCCCUUGUCUGAGUUCCCAUAGCACUCUCUUCAUUAAGUCCACAAACACUAAUUGGCUAAUUUCCAGUUCAGGCGUCUGGUUUGGUACUGGAUUUUCAAAGAUGGAUGAAACCAGUUCCUCAAGGGAUUAAGCCCCAGCCCAGUCCUUUCCAGGCUGCAUUGUAACUGUUUAGGUUAUCUGUCUCGGCUAUGGGACUGUGUCUGGAAUAAGGUAGCUGUUAUAUUAACAAAUGGAUGAAUAACUAAAAGACCUCCACAUCAGCAAUAUGUUAAUAAUCAAAAGGGAGCCUGUCCAAAGCUUUAAUGGGUAAUGUACUCCAAUUAAAUUUCAUUGAAAAAACUGCUAAUAAAAAUUAAGUCUGGGUGCUGAGAUAGUAGGGGAGGUUCCACACCACUCAAAUAUUGUAGUGGUAUUAAUUAAACGGGAAUUUAAUUAAUUAAAGCCAGAAUCUCAAACACUGGCUUAUUUAGGGCACUGGUAGGCCAAGCUGGGUCCCAGGGCUCAUACAACUGGUUUCCAAGAGUGCAGAAUACUACCCUCUCCCUAUUACUCCUCCACCACUUCACAUCCCCUUCAAAUGAGCACAUUGUAUAGAAUAUGGCCUAUGAUUUCUGUCUCUGAUGGAAUUUCUGGCACUAAAACAUGCCAUUGAAAAAGAUCCUUUUUGCUCACAUUAAUCUAAUUGUUCUGUAAAAAAGGCAGUAAUUACUGAAUAAUGGAGAACUUUUCUUCUAGCAUUAGUCUGUUAUUUAGAUAGCUAGAAUAAAAUAGAAAGUUUAUAAAAUUUUUUACUGAAUUAUUUUUCUAUUGAAUUUUUUUCUACUGAAUUUUUCACUCUGAAUAAAGAAUAAAAUAAGAAAAAAAAAACCUUACUAUGAUGUAAUGAUUAAGCCCUGUUGGUUGUUUAGACAUAAUGAAACUUUGUUAUGGUACACUGUUUAAAAAUAAAAUCUUGAUUGUCUGUUUGCUAAAAUUGGGAGGGGAAUAGAGAUGAUUUCCGGUCUCUGUAUAACAAAUUUCAAGUCAAAAAAUGUGUUUUGGAAACCAGUAGCAGAAAGGGAUGGUCUAGGUACUUGAUUCACUGCCUUUCUUUAUCAAUAUUUGGGUGUUUUUGCAUUGUCUUUACUAUCUCUCCCCAUAGGGAUCAUGAGAUGAGUGAAAAGAUUUUAACUCUUUUAAGUAAUUGAUUAAAGUUAUUUGUUGAGACUGUUUGAUGAAGAGCCGAAAGCUUCUUUCUGUGCAACUCUUCUCACAGCCACCAAAUAAUUCAGUUCUGUGGAAGUACUUUGAUACAUGUGUAGACACAGGAGAAGCAUUUGCACCAUAGCAGUUCUUGUGGUAGAGUAUUGUUUGUAGUGUACCCUCCAAGCAUUGUUGAAACACAGAGAUUCAUGAUACAGAACCCCUGUUAGAAGUGUUUAUGAAAGUCAUUUGUCUGUUUUGGACAACUUUUUUCCUAAGGAAAAGAAACUACUCUUCCCUAAAAAAGAGAUGAUUAAGGUGCAACAGACUAGAAGGUUAAGAGCAUUUAGCUUGAAACCUAGACUACCUGGGUUCAAAUCUCAACUCUGCCACUUAUUUUUAUAAAGUUUUUUAAAAAGAUUUAUUUAUUUAUUUAUUUAUUUAUUUGAGAGAGAGAGAGAGAAUGAGGGAGAGGGAGAAGGAGAGAGAAUCUCAAGCAGAUUCCAUGUUGAGUGUGGAGCCUGAGGCAGGAUUCAAUCCCAGAACCCUAAAAUCACCACCUGAGCCUAAACCAAGUCAGAGACUUAAUCCACCACAGGCUCCCCUCAACUCUGCUACUUAAUAGCUGCGUGGCCUUGAGUAAGUUACUUAACCUCUCUUUGCCUUAGUUUUUUUCACUUGUAAAUCAGGGUGAUUAACUAUAGUCCUUACCUCCUGAUCCAAUACUAGUCUUUAGGGAUCAUUGGGAAGGAAAAGAAUUUUCAUGAGAGCUAUGUUUAACCAUUAGUAAACCAUGGACAUGGAAACGUUUUAGUUUGUUACUACACGUUGGAUCUCUCCAAAAGGGGCCUAGGAGGUACAGUUGUGAGUGUUAUGAGACAAAACCAAUGAAUUAAUCCCUGCCAGGUACUUACAAUAGUGGCUGGCAUGUAAUUAGUGCUACAGUCGCUCCCCCUUAUCCAGGGUUCCAUUUUCCUUGGGAUCAGUUACCAGUGGUCUGGAGACAGGAUCUUCCUGAAGAAUCAGCAUAAGGUCAAAAGUAACCCAACACUACAUCACAAGGCCUAAGUCGUUCAUGUCACUUCAUCUCAUCAAGAAGGCAUUUUGUCAUCUCCCACCACCACAAGAAGAAAGAGUGAAACAAUGAUUGGCCUGCUGGCAUUAUGUACAGCCCAAGCCCAGGAAGCAGCCAAGGGAUGAGCUGACAUCUCAGGGGCACCUGCUGUUUAACAGACCAAGAGCUUUGUUUAUUGAUCCUUCCUAGACCUUGGAAGAAAUCAUGAGUUUAUUUCAUGUCAUCUAAUUCAUACAAACUGCUUUUGCAGCUCAUCACUUUUUGUCUCCGGCACCCAGAUAGAAAUGAAGGUUGGGAUGAACUGUACCUCCCUGAACCUUUCACAUUUAUAAUGAACAAAGGCCAAUCAUCAGUAAAGCUGAAUCAUCACUCACCGUGUAUACCGAUCUUGCGGCUGCACCGUGGAAGAAACUUCUAGUUCCGGUAUUGGAGGAAGUCCUUUCUUGACCUGAGUCAAGGGCAGCCUCUGCUUGGUCUCUG